AUGAAGUUUUUAAUCUUCACCUGCCUUUUGGCCGUUGCUCUUGCAGAGCAUAAAUUGAAGUCUCAGUCUUCCAGUGAGGAAUCUUCCAAUAUUUCACAGGAGGACAAAAUCAACCCAUUUUAUCAGAAGUAUUACUUCCCUAAGUACCUCCAGGAUUUUUGCCAACAGUUCAUUCUGAAACCAAAGAAUGACAUUAAGACGAUCAAUGAUCCCCUUUUUUCUACUGUGGAACCUGCUAGCAGCUCAUCUAGUGAGUACAAAGUUGACCAACAUUAUCAGAAGUUCUUCACAUCUCUAUACCCCAUGGGUUUUUAUCCAUAUCAGAUAGUCAUAAAACCAUGGAAUUAUGUGAAGACAAAUGCUUAUCCAACUGUCAGCCCUCUGGAUUAUUUUGAAGAUCGUCCUUACCCAUAUGUACCACCUCUGAAUGGGUUCAAUGGCCGACCAACAAAUUAUUUGCCUCUUCCUUACUAUCACUCACUAAAUAACAACCCCAGAUACCCUGACUUUUAUAACCCUGCUGGCCCUGUACCUUCAAACCCCUGGGCACCUCCUCCUAGAGUCCUUCCUUUCUAUCCUGGAUCUAAUUUUCCCUCAGCUGGUUUGUAUGGGUCUGCUCCUGUUCCCCCUCCAUCUCCUGGAAAUGCCCCCAAUGCUCCCCCUUCAAGUAAUUCUGCCCCUGCAGCAUCUGCUGCCCAGCCUCCUGCCGCUAAUCCUGCUGAGCCUGAGGCAGCCAAUCCUGCUGACACUGCGUCUGCCCCAGCCCCACCUGCUCCAGCCGCUUCUUCUUCAGCCAGAUAA
This is a messenger RNA of Elephantulus edwardii (Cape elephant shrew), 801 nucleotides long. RefSeq names its product protein transport protein SEC31-like. The transcript is spliced from 7 exons. The coding region runs from base 1 to 801 and encodes 266 amino acids. Gene Ontology annotation, cellular component: extracellular region. Lineage: Eukaryota; Metazoa; Chordata; Mammalia; Macroscelidea; Macroscelididae. Gene Ontology annotation, molecular function: protein homodimerization activity; zymogen binding. The record is from RefSeq and is a predicted model, not a curated record.